Messenger RNA from Phragmites australis (common reed), 1185 nucleotides. RefSeq names its product probable purine permease 11. Lineage: Eukaryota; Viridiplantae; Streptophyta; Magnoliopsida; Poales; Poaceae. Gene Ontology annotation, molecular function: purine nucleoside transmembrane transporter activity. The record is from RefSeq and is a predicted model, not a curated record. Gene Ontology annotation, cellular component: membrane. The transcript has 2 exons. Bases 1 to 1185 code for a protein of 394 amino acids.
AUGGCACAUUCUCAAGAUAUCCAGCUCCAGAUCCGAGGUAUCCCGGGAUCGGAGUCCAGCCGCGGCGAGGGGCCGGAACCCGCCAUGCUUCGGACGAAGAGGCGCAGCGUUCGAUGGCGGGUGCUGGUGCUGGCGGACAUGCUGAUGCUGCUCUUGGGGGAGGCGAUGGCGCCCCUCCUGUGCCGCCUGUACUACAACUCCGGCGGCAACAGCUUGUGGAUGGCCACGCUAGUGCAGUCCGCCGGCGCGCCGGUGCUGGUCAUCCCACUUCUCCUCACUCCGCGGGCCGCCGCCGGGGAUCCCCGGCCGGCGGUGUCCAAUCUGGCGGCCAUCUGCGUGGGCCUCGGGCUCGUCAUCGGCUGCGACAACCUGAUGUACUCGUACGCCAUGCUGUACCUGCCGGUGUCCACCUUCUCGCUCGUGGCCGCGACGCAGCUGGCCUUCAACGCCGUCACCUCGCGCCUCAUCAAUGCGCAGCGCUUCACGGCGCUCAUCCUCAACUCUGUCGUCGUGCUCACCUUCUCCGCCGCGCUGCUCGGCGUCGGCUUCUCUGACGACGACGAGACCUCCAGCAGCAACGACGUGCCGCGCGGGAAGCACGCGCUCGGCUUCGUCCUCACCCUGUCCGCGUCCGCCGUAUACGCGCUCAUCCUGUCCCUCUUCGAGGUCACCUUCGAGAAAGUGAUCAGGACGAAGACGCUGCGGUGGGUGCUCAAGAUGCAAAUUUGCACGAACGUGGUGGCCUCGGUAGUGUCCGUGGUAGCGCUGUUCGCGUCGGGGGAGUGGAGGACGAUCCCGGGGGAGAUGGCGGCGUUCAAGAACGGGAGGGCGGGGUACGUGGGAACCCUGGUGGGGAUCGCGGUGGGGUGGCAGGCGGCGACGCUGGGUGCUGUGCGGCUGAUCACCAGGGUGUCGUCGCUGUUCGCGAACGUGACGGGCACCCUGGCGCUGCCGCUGGUGCCGGUGUUCGCGGUCGCCCUGUUCGGGGACAGGAUGACGGGGAUCAAGGUGGUGGCCGUGCUCAUGGCCGUGUGGGGUUUCCUCUCGUACGUGUACCAGCACUACCUCGAUGACCGGCGCGUGGCUACACGGAAGAGGAGAACGGCGGCUGACUGCAGCGUCUGCGCGGCGCGGAUCGGAGCAAGCCAGGCGGUCGUGCCAGCUCCGGACUCCGACGUGGCUUAG